UCUGUGAUUCGGAUAGAGACUCUCUGCGCCAAACAAGGCAGGAAGGAGACUGACUCCUCUGCAGGGAGACGCUGUGCUUUUAGCUAGAAACACCUGGGCCCUUCUCCUUCUCUCUACGCAGCUUCUGAGCGUCAGUGAGGUGCUGUCCCCAGGAGCAAGCAGAGGGGCUGCAAGAUGGAAGGGGCUACAACAAGGAAAAGGGAUUACUUCGAUGGUGACGGGAAGGAGAUGGUGCCCGGAGCCAGUCACGUGACAGCUGUUCUCUGCCAUGCCCCAGAGCACGGGAACCUAGGCAUCUCCGAUGAGGACCCCCUGAGGCAGACACCCACGUUGGGACUCUUUGAGACAGCCCAUCACCCAGUGCCGGAUCAGACUCUGCCAGGCCUUGAGCAGAGCCCUCUAAUGCAGACUCAUGUCCUCAGUGACCUGGAGAUGGGCCCUGUAGUGCAGACCCAAACCCUGCGAGAUUUUGAGAAGCACCUCAAUGACCUGAAGAAGGAGAACUUCAGCCUCAAGCUGCGCAUCUAUUUCCUGGAGGAGCGCAUGCAGCAGAAGUAUGAGGCCAGCCGGGAGGACGUCUACAAGCGGAACAUCGAGCUAAAGGUGGAAGUGGAGAGUCUGAAGCGAGAGCUCCAGGAGAAGCAGCAGACCCUAGAUAAGGCUUGGGCAGCUGCGGAGAACCUGACCAGUCGCAAUGAAGCAGAGCUCCGGCGCCGGUACGAGGAGCGGCAGCAGGAGACGGAGCACGUGUCGGAGCUCCUGGAGAACAAGAUCCAGCUCCUGCAGGAGGAGGCCAGAUUAGCAAAGAGCGAGGCGGAGAGGUCGGCAGCCCUGGCGGAGGCUGAGAAGGGACGCUGCUUGGAGCUAACCAAAAAGCUGAAGGAGCUCACCAAGGAGGAGGAGAAGAGAGGAGCCCAGGUUCUGCAUGAUGAUCACUGUGCUGCACUGGCCCAGAAGGACAAGUAG
Molecule: messenger RNA, 966 nt
Organism: Terrapene triunguis (Three-toed box turtle)
Lineage: Eukaryota; Metazoa; Chordata; Testudines; Emydidae
Product: myomegalin-like
Exons: 7
Coding region: 175-966 (263 amino acids)
Cellular component (GO): microtubule organizing center
Source: RefSeq, a predicted model, not a curated record